Messenger RNA from Arachis stenosperma, 1056 nucleotides. RefSeq lists its product as uncharacterized. The transcript is spliced from 4 exons. The record is from RefSeq and is a predicted model, not a curated record. NCBI's taxonomy places the organism in Eukaryota, Viridiplantae, Streptophyta, Magnoliopsida, Fabales, Fabaceae. The coding region runs from base 335 to 898 and encodes 187 amino acids.
GUCAGCGCGUAUAUCCUCGUUAGCAGUGACAGGUUUGCAAUCUGUUGAGUUGUCUGAAUCAAUCCGUCACGCCGUUUCUCAAUCCCAGCGGAUGGAAAUGGAUGACUUUGCUCAUUCAACUGAAAGUCACUGUCUUCGGAUUUGGAUGAUCUGAUCUUCAUUCAUUCCAAUCUUUUCCAUGCGUUUGCGCUUUGCCAACUCACACUCUCUCUCACACACACACACACCCCUUUUUUAAAACAAACUCCUCUUCACACAUUCUCAACUCUCUCAACAAACACACGCAAACAUCCUCGUACUCUCUCUCUCUCUCUCUCUCUCUCUCUCUCUCGCAAUGGCCGAUUCUAAUUCCAAGGAUGCUGCAUACUCUGUAUCAGUUAAGGAAGAAGUUGAUGCUAAAGUUCAUUCUGAGAAGUCAACUUGUCAUCAUCAUCAUAUUCAUAGCAGGGAAACUCAUGGAGUGAAUAAUUGCAUCGAUGAAAACACGUCUUUAGAUGAUGUGAAGGCUCCAAAUGUGUUUGAGAGAGCAAAGGAGGAGUUUCAAGCACUUGCUCAACUGUUCCAUCAAAAGAAAGAGGCCCAUGCUCAUGAUACAGGGGAUGGAAAUCAAAUAGCUGAGUCAAAAUUCAAACAUGAAAUCCCAAACUCUCCAUCAGCAGAAAAGAAGGCAAAGUCAUCAUCAGCAAACCUUAUAGCAAGAACUAAGAAAGAGAUCAAAGGCAUCAUACACAAUAAUAAGUCAAAGCAUCAUCAUCAUCACAAAGAAACUCAUGGAAGAAAUGAUGAUAUUGACGAGAAUACCCCUGCCAAUGAGGUCAAGGGUCCAAAUGUAUUUGGAAGGGUAAAAGAGGAAUUUGAAGCUGUUUUGCAAGCAAUACUUCCUAAGAAAGGAAGUUGAUGAUGAAUCAGAUAAACAGUAAAUACAUGUUUGUAACUUUGUAGUGUAUCAAUACAUAACUGUCAAUAUGACAAUAUAUACCAGAUGUAAAUCUUUGUACGCACCCUGAAGAUAUUUACUUUUUUGGGAAAAAGAUGCAAAUAUGGUUUUUUUUUUUA